Messenger RNA from Penicillium odoratum, 576 nucleotides. It is a transcript of the gene sec11, whose product is annotated as signal peptidase complex catalytic subunit SEC11. The transcript has 8 exons. Bases 1 to 576 code for a protein of 191 amino acids. Gene Ontology annotation, molecular function: serine-type endopeptidase activity. Lineage: Eukaryota; Fungi; Ascomycota; Eurotiomycetes; Eurotiales; Aspergillaceae. The record is from RefSeq and is a predicted model, not a curated record. Gene Ontology annotation, cellular component: membrane; signal peptidase complex.
AUGCUAUCUUCGCUCUCCUCCGGAGCCACCAAUGUGCGCCAAACGAUGGCACAGGUGCUCAACUUUGCCCUUGUCUUAUCCACAGCCUUCAUGUUAUGGAAGGGGCUAUCAAUCUUUAGCGCUUCAUCCAGCCCUAUUGUGGUGGUUUUGAGUGGUAGCAUGGAGCCUGCUUUCCAGCGUGGUGAUCUUCUGUUUUUGUGGAAUAGAAGCCCUCGAGUGGAGGUUGGAGAGGUCGUUGUGUACAACGUGAGGGGCAAGGAUAUUCCUAUCGUCCACCGCGUCUCCCGAACCUUCCCAGAAAUGGAGCCCAAAAAGAACAAAGUGAAGGAAAUCACAGUUGACUCCGCACCGGGUACUCAAAUGCUUCUGACAAAGGGCGAUAAUAACUUGGCUGAUGACACGGAGCUGUAUGCAAAGGGUCAAGAUCACCUGGAUCGCAACGCGGACAUUGUCGGAAGUGUGAGAGGAUACAUCCCAAUGGUUGGGUAUGUGACAAUUAUGCUAUCGGAACACCCCUGGAUGAAGACUGCUUUAUUGGGUUGUAUGGGAUUGAUGGUAAUGCUGCAGCGGGAAUAA